Messenger RNA from Rodentolepis nana, 1128 nucleotides. NCBI's taxonomy places the organism in Eukaryota, Metazoa, Platyhelminthes, Cestoda, Cyclophyllidea, Hymenolepididae. The record is from the annotation of a GenBank genome assembly.
AUGAAUAUGCAAACUCUGAUAAAAUUCCUCGGAUUUGUUUUUAUCCUUCUAUUAUUUCUCAUCUUGUAUUAUCAAUCUGCUUUCGCUUCAGUGUUAUUUUCGGAUCCUCUCCUAAUAGCCUCAAAAGUUCGAGAUCAAGAUGAAUUACGCUUAGCAGAAGCGGAUUCUCAAAUUGCUAUGUGGAGACUCAACAAAACGUUGCCGCUUAACAUAAGUACUAUGCUUGAUUACAAAGGAAAACACAACUUACUCGUCAUUAUUAUUACGUCAAACCGUGGACAUAGAAAAAUUGAUUCAUUUGAACCCUACUAUCUUACCCAAACAUCAAUCGCCCUAUUUAAAUCACUGUUGUCCAGGAAUGAAAAAGACUUCAAAAAUGUGAGAAAGAUUAGAAUACUUGUUUGCACAAUCAGCCAUGUUAACGAUAGCAGCCACGAUAUCCAUAGUGGUGAAAUAAAUCGUCUUCGUAGGAUAUUUGGACCGAAUAUUUUCAUUUCUCCACCUCGACAUCCAGACAAUUCAUGCAAACAUACUCAUGACAUGUCAUCAUGCAUUUCAUUGGGAAUUAAAAAAUUUCCUGAAAGUGAUGCCAUUGUUAUUCUUGAAGAUGAUUUCUUGGUGACAAACCAUUUUCAUUCAGUUCUUGACUUGUAUGCUAAUCGAUUGGGAAAAAGUGUACUAAGUCUCUACCCACCAUCUCAUGAGAGUCAUCUUAAAAUAUAUUUCCACAUUCUCGUGUUGAUAAUUUGUCUGUUUACUCUUGCUGUUUCGUUGCACAUCUUCAGAAAAAAAUGGAUCUUAUACAUGCUGGCCUUCACUACUUUAAUUACAAUCAUUCUGCUACUUUAUGAAUAUAAUAGACCAGAAAUACUUACGCUUUUCCCUGUCCAGAAUCUACACUCUCGUGGUCUUGGAGCUGCAAUUAUUUUACCAAAAGAAAUUGCCAGAAAAGUUAGUGAAGUAGAUUACAAGAUGGCAUGUCAUUCAGGCAAAGGGGAGCAUAUUUCGAAGAUUGCUUCUGAACUUGGUUAUACCAUCCUCAAUGUUAGCCCACCAGCUGUUCUGCAUAUUGGAAUGUACUCACAAACUUUUAACAGAAUCUACGAUCCAAAUCUAUUUCCCCAUUGA